AUUGAAACGGCAGAAAGAAACAACCGAUUACGAGGACAGAAACCGAACAAACCCCAACAAACCAGGUCGUUUAUUCACGGGAGAGAGUCGAGGAACGGCGGAGUGGAAUUUAACGAGCUAAAUGAGGCGAAAUGGAGUGAAAAUGGAGUGAAUUUUGGAGGUGAAACCCGAUGGAGGCGCUGAGAAGUUUUCGGUUGGUGCUGCUGCUAUGUUACUUCUGCAGAAUCACAGCAGCCAGAGUAUGUCUGGGUACAGAUAUGAAGCUGGCCCUGCCGUCCAGUUUGGAGAAUCAUUAUGAGAUGUUACGACUGCUUUACACCGGCUGCCAGGUCGUCCAUGGCAACCUGGAGAUCACACAUCUACAGGGAACGCCGGACCUGUCCUUCCUGAAGGAGAUCGUGGAGGUUCAGGGCUACGUGCUGAUUGCUCGCGUCUCCGUGUCCGUGAUUCCUCUGGAGAACCUGUGCAUCGUCAGAGGCAGUCAGCUCUACAACUCCAGCUACGCCCUCGCCGUUCUGGAAAACUCCGGCAUUACACAGCUCCGCUUCAGGAGCCUCACCGAGAUUUUGCUGGGUGAUGUUUACAUCUUGGAUAACCCAAAGCUCUGCUUCCCCAACCCUCAGAAGAUCGACUGGAGGGACAUCAUGGCUGUUCAGGAUCUAAAUGUAAAGCUACAGCAUCUACAAUCAGCAACAUCUCAGUGUCCUCCUUGUUUCAGCUCCUGCAGCUCCAAAGCAUGCUGGGGAUCCACCGGUGACGACUGCCAAACACUGACGAACGUGCGCUGUACCUCCGGCUGUAAGCGCUGCAAAGGUCCGGACGCCAGCGACUGCUGCCACGUACAGUGUGCCGCCGGCUGCACCGGCCCCAGAGACUCCGACUGUCUGGCUUGCCGUCACUUUAACGACAGCGGGACGUGUAAGGACAACUGUCCUCCUCCCAUGUUCUACGACUCCAUCACCUUCCAGUCCAGGCCGAACCCCAACAAGAAGUUCAGCUUCGGAGCCACUUGUGUCAAAGAGUGUCCAAAGAACUAUUUGGAGAUGGAGGUGGCAUGCACCAUGGUUUGCCCCAAAGCUAACUUCGAGGUCAUCAGCAAGGAGAAUGGUCAAGAGACGCAAAAGUGUGAGAAGUGUGAAGGAGAGUGUCCGAAAGCAUGUUAUGGACUCGGGAUGGGAGGCCUCCAGGGCGUGACGGCUGUGAACUCCACCAACAUCGACUCCUUCCAGGACUGCAAGAAGAUCUACGGCAGCCUGGCUUUCCUUCCACAAUCCUUCCAAGACGAUCCCCUCCGAAAUAUUUCUGGCCUGCAGCCGAGUGACCUUGAGGUGUUCAGGAAUUUGGAGGAGAUCACAGGCUACCUGUACAUCGAUGCGUGGCCGAAGAACCUGAGCGAUCUGGGUGUGUUCGAGAAUCUGACGGUCAUCCGGGGACGAAUGCUCUACAAGGGGGUGUUUUCUCUCGGGGUGCAGUCGCUACACAUCGAAUCUCUAGGUCUGCGAUCCCUGCGGAGCGUCAGCGGCGGCUUGGUUCUCGUCCACAACAACUCUCGUCUGUGUUACUCCUCGUCUCUACCCUGGUCCUCUCUGCUGUACUCGAAUCAGGAGCUCAACCUCAUCAGCAACAACAACCAGGACCCAAAAACCUGCGAGGCAGAGAAUCACGUGUGUGACCCGCUGUGUGCAAACAGAAGCUGCUGGGGUUUCGGGCCGAGCCAGUGUGUAUCGUGUAAGGCAUUUCGACGUGGGACGGAGUGUGUGGAGCAGUGCAGCAUUCAGCAGGGUUCCAUCAGAGAAUUCAUCAACGGUUCCUCCUGUGUUUCCUGCCACCUGGAGUGUCGCAUAAUCAAUGGGUCCGCGUCCUGCACCGGCCCGAAUGCGGACGACUGCGUGGAGUGCCUGCAUUAUCAGGACGGCGACAUGUGCGUGAAGCGCUGCCCGAGCGGGGUGAAGGAGGACCAGCACACCGUGUGGAAAUAUGCCAACGAGAGCGGGCACUGUGUGCCCUGUCCUACAAACUGCACCGUCUCGUGUUUGGAGGACAGUCAAGGGUGUCCAGUUCACCUGAAAACUGGGCCCGGCACCACCAUAGCUGCAGCGAUCGGCGGUGUGGUUCUCUUCCUCAUCCUGCUGACUCUGCUCGUCUUCUACCUGCUCCGACAGAAGAAGCUGAAGAAGAAGGAGACCCUGAGGAGAAUAGAGCAGGAGCAUGAGCUGGUGGAGCCGCUCACCCCCAGUGGAGCCCAACCCAACCAGGCUCAGAUGAGGAUCCUGAAGGAAACCGAGCUGAAGAAGUUGAGAGUUCUGGGAUCUGGAGCUUUCGGGACUGUCUACAAGGGUAUCUGGACUCCUGAUGAAGACAACAUGAAGAUCCCAGUGGCCAUUAAAGUGUUGCGCGAGAACACCUCACCCAAAGCCAACAAGGAAAUCCUGGACGAGGCGUACGUGAUGGCGGGUGUGGUCAGUCCGUACGUGUGUCGCUUGCUGGGAAUCUGUUUGACCUCCACCGUGCAGCUGGUGACUCAGCUCAUGCCGUACGGCUGCCUGCUGGACUACGUGCGUGAGAAUAAAGACCGGAUCGGGUCCCAGUACCUCCUGAGCUGGUGUGUACAGAUCGCUAAGGGAAUGAGUUACCUGGAAGACGCGCGACUGGUUCACCGAGACCUGGCGGCCAGAAACGUCCUGGUGAGAAACCCCAACCACGUGAAGAUCACAGAUUUCGGCCUCGCUCGGCUCCUGGACAUCGACGAGACCGAGUACCACGCAGACGGAGGGAAGGUGCCGAUUAAAUGGAUGGCGUUGGAGUCCAUUCUUCACAGGAGGUUCACGCACCAGAGCGACGUGUGGAGUUACGGAGUGACGGUGUGGGAGCUGAUGACUUUUGGCAUGAAGCCCUAUGACCUGAUACCAGCGCGGGAUAUUCCCGAACUCCUGGAGAGAGGAGAACGACUCCCGCAGCCUCUCAUCUGCACCACCGACGUCUACAUGAUCAUGGUCAACUGUUGGAAGAUCGAUCCUGAGUCUCGACCCAGAUUUAAGGAUCUGGUGACUAACUUCAGCGCCAUGGCACGAGAUCCUUCACACUUCGUCGUCACCCAGAACGAUCUGAGUCCGUUUGAGAGCGAGUUUUACCGGACGUUGCUGGAGGAGGAAGGCGGGAACGUUAACGAGCUCCUGGACGCCGAGGAGUAUCUGGUUCCUCAGCCUGGAUUUUUUGAGAACGCGGCGAACGGGCCCAGUCGACGCCAGUCUCACAGGAGCACAGAAAUGAUCCUAGACACAGACGGCGCGAGAAAUGCGCGGAGCAUGCACUCGUCCGUCAGCACGCUGGGGCGCGCUCUGUACCCCGCCCUUCCCUCAGGAGCCACCGCCAACGGGACCUGGGCCGGCUCUCAGUACCGCUCGCUGGCCAGGAGCCAAUCCCACUGCUCGGCCGGGGGCCAGUCCGACAACGUGUUUCUGGACGGCGGCAGGGACGAACCCCCCUCCAGCCCCGGGCGCUACAGCAAGGACCCCACGUACCCCGCCUACGUGGACGGAGAACUGGAGGUGGACGGGCCGAUGAGCUACCUGUCACACACACUACCACGCAAAACACACACACAGCAAGAGUACGUGAAUCAGGACGUCCACUACGAGAGGGCGAGCACGCUGCCCCGCAAGUCCACCGAGAGGCGGAUACCCAACGGCCUGAGCGUGGGCCGGAGCGUGGAGAACCCCGAGUACCUGGUUCCUGCCGCGCCCGCCUUUGACAACCCGUAUUACCUGGAUCUGGUGGCCAAAAACGGGGCUCCCCCGGGCGGGGCCGCGGCGCCUCCCAGGCGGGCGAACGGCUUUGUGACUCAGACGGCCGAAAACCCAGAGUACCUGGGACUGGCUGAGACCUGGAGCGGGCAGAGGGAGUGCACCUGAGGGACGGUCCGAAGUGAACGGGUGAAUGAUGGAUGAGUGAGUGGGUGAGUGAGUGGGUGAGUGAGUGAGUGGGUGAGUGAGUGAGUGGGUGAGUGAGUGAGUAACUAAAAUGUGCGUUUUUUUCACUACGUUUAUUACAAACGGACGUAUAAUCGAAUGUGGUACGAGCUAACGCGGCGCAUCUAAACGGUACGAGUCGACUGGGACGUUUUUUAAGACGACGUGAACGAAGCUUCUGAGAAUGUAUGAAACGAAAUACACUGGAUCCGACGGGAGGAACUACUACAGUCCGUGUUGUGAGAAUAUUUUUCUGUCCUCCCUGCCGCUCUCUCUCUCUCUCUCUCUCCGCUGCACUACAGGAGUCGUUUCCCGGGCCUCGCUGGAGCAGCUGUCCUUUUCUGAAUGUGUGGGGCUUUGUUUUCGGAUCAGACGGACUCUGUGAGCGCUAAACGGGGGGCGCGUUUAUAAAAAAAUGAGCCACGAUGAUUGAUGUUGUAACACUAAUCCUGAGGUGCGUUGUUGUUUUUGUGUUCCCGUCACGUCCACUAUUAACUUUAGGACCAAUUAACACUAUCAGAUCAUGUGACCUUCUAUAGAUGACUGGAAUGAAGUGAGGAAUUUAUGAUUUAUUUACAUUUAUGCCGUUACGCACACGCUUAUAUCCAAAGGGGGGUUAUGGGCCACACUUAUGCCUGGUUCACACUACAUGAUUUUCGCUCGCCGACUGGUCACCGCUAGAUGUGGCGGCUCGGAAGCAACGGGGCUUAAAACUCGGCUCUCGAUCGCUAUGUGUGAAUUGUUCAACAACUCGAUCUGCUCGGCGACUCGAGAAAAAUAUCUAGCAUGUUAAAUAUAAACCGGUCUGAGACGCAAAAUCGUGUAGUGUGAAAGGCGUCGCGAGCAGGUUGCGAGUGGCAGCGAGUGCUAUGUCGAGCCACAUGAACAUCGAUUGGCCUGUUGUUCAGAUAGGGGUGGGAUUAAGCCGGAUAAGGACUCUAUCAUAACUAAAGCAAUUACGACCUCUGCUGGCUGAUUGAUGGCGCCUGCACAGAGACGAGGAAAGAGUGCUCUCAGGGUGUGUCUCUCCGUACACAACGCUGAGCUGCACUGCAUUCGUCAAAGUGUAGGUGACAAGAUGCAUACGGCUGCUGCCCACGUGUCGGAGAUGGCGUGGGUUAGCUUUGUUCUCCUCAAUCAGGGCGGGGAUCGGCAUUGGUGGAGAGGAAGCAUGACGCAAUCGGGCAAUUGGACGCGCAAAAAGGGGAAGCUGAACCAUCAUACCCACACUGCAUUGCAGAACAUAUUUAUUAACCUCUAACUCACUACAGAACAGAACAGACGCCCCCUGCUGGUCGUGUAGCCCAAUCCACUCGGAUUCAUUUAUUUUUCCUACUUGCUUUUACGCUGCACAUCGCAUUGUUGACGUGCAUUUUUAGACGUGUUAUCAUUAAACCCCUCAUCACCUUGCAUGUGUUUUCGUGUCAAGACGUAGUUUGGGAGACCAGACAGACUCGCCUGAGAUUCCUCCUGAUGAUAGAUGGUGUAGUGUGAAGCCCCCAUCACUGAUCAGUCGUGUAGUGUGAAAAUCACAACAACUCAAAAGACUCCUGAUUACAAGAGAUCCAGUCGUUUUUAUUUCUUAAAUUUUAUUUUUCGCUCUGUUAUAAGUUGAUUCUUCUCAGCGUUUACAUAAUCAGCUUGCUAAAUUAAUUGGUUUUCAUGUUGUCUUUGUGAUCUUUAAACACUAUUUCAUAUGCACGUUUAUUCAUCUGUCGCUUCUUUACACCAGCCAGCGGUGGAUUCUCUUUAUGAACCUUUAUGUUCCGCCAUCGCUGGCACCUCAGGCAGACUGCAGGACUCACCGGUCACUGUUGCAGCCCCAAAUACAAACAGUUGGGGCUGUCAAACGCCGGCUAUUCAUGUUGUAGAAAUUAUUCUCGAUGCUGCCGACCCCAAAUUUGAAUGUAAGAAUUUACACUAAAAAGACGUCCAGGUGGCGCAGUGGUACGAACUCAUCGGUUCGAAUCUCAGCUCUGCCAUCCGGUUGGACUGGGCGACUACACGAACAACGAUUGGCUUGUUGUUCAUCCAAGGAGGGAGUCAGAAAGGGACCUCAUAACCUCAUAACUGAUGCAAUUACGACCUCUGCUGGCUGAUUGAUGGCCACUGCACAGGGUUGAGGGAUAAUGCUGAUCGUUCUCCGUACACUAGGCUGAUCCGCAUAUGAACUCACCUCGUGCAGGUGAAAAGAUGCAGUCGGUACUGCUCACGUGUCGGAAGGCGCGUGUGUCAGUCUCGCUCUCCUCAAUCAGGAGUGGAGAUCAGCACCAGCAGAGAGAAACUAGAUACGACUAGAAAAAAAAGACGUCCUUUUAUUGUAUUAAUACCAACACAAAGUGGAAAUCUAUUCACCAAAUUUAAUUCAUCCUUUGGUACAUCCUUAUCUUUCCCCUUUUUUUAGAUGAAUAAUCAUGAAUGUAAUGCUAAUUAUUUUGGGAGACUCGCUCUGUAGAGCAGAAUGAACGUUAGCUUGUUGAAUCCUGACUCGAAUCCUGACUCGCCGUCGUGCAUGUUAAGUUUCUAGACCUCAGACAAAACAGAGCAGCUUGUGUUCCAGAUUCAAUCAAAUGGGGGUCUAGGAGGGGCAGCAUAUAUAUUUUUUAAUAAAAUGAACACCAAGCCAGUAACGUGCCAGUUCUGACAUCUCAGAAACCUUUUAUAUUUACUUUUAUAAGUUUGGAUUGAGGCAAACAUGGACAAUUGGGACAUUAUUGGACAAAAAUGCUUCGCAUUAGACAUUUUCUAUACAGAAAAAGCAAUUAAAUAAGUGUAUUUUCUAUAUUUGGGCUGUGUGAUGCAAAUAAAUGAAAAUUGAAAUGAGGUAAAUAAAUACACUGUGUGGCAAAAGUAUGUGGACACCUGAAUAUGAACUUGUUGGACAUGACAUUCCAAAACCCUGGACAUUAUUGUAGAGUUUUAUAACAGCCUCGAAUCUUCUAUAAGGCUUCAAACAAAGAUUUGGCAGUGUUUCUGUGGGAACCUGUGCCCAAUUCCGUCAGCAGAGCAUUUAAUACAAGUUGGACCAGAAAAUGAAAUAAUUCUCUAAAACUGUUGGGUGUGAAAUGUAGAGAUGCAACUUGUAUACGUACUUAAUCAUUAGACAGGGUGUCCAGAUACUUUUGGCACUAAAAUGACAAAAUGUGUUUAAAUCUGUUUAAUGAUGGGACUAAAAUGAAAUAAAUGCUUAUUAUUAUUAUUAUUAUUAUUAUUAAGUUUUAGAGGAAAUUAUGUCACUGUAUCAGUACAGAUUCCUACAAAUAUGAUAAAUUAAUUUGGAGAUUUCAUUCAGUUUUAUGUUCUUAUAUUAUUAUUUUCUGUAUGAAUGAUUUGAAUUCAGAUUUUAUUUGAAGUCGUAGAGCCGCUGAACCCUGAGCUCUCUACACGGUUUGAUUUUUGUUUGCUGAGAAGAGUCACGUCUGAAUAAUGAAACGUUGUGGUGGAGGAGAUGAAACCGAAAGCAUAUUGAAGGAGUUUGUACAGUUGAAGUCUCGUCUUGUUGUGUCUGAUCGUUGCUUCUGUGUGUUCUGGAUGAUUUGAUGUUCCGCUUCUGUACAGAUUCCUGCAGUCGGAGGGAAUCUGAGCUCUGAUUAUUUUGAUUGGUUUCAUUCAGAAGUGAAAAUUGAGAAAGUAAGAGUAGUGAACAGUUGUGGGCGUCUGUAUAAUUUUGUACACAAUGUUCAUAAAAGCUGGUGUUUGGUGUCUUGUGUAAAAGUAUCAGAACCGUCGGUCUGUCUGUAUUUUAUUUUAUUGAUUUGAUUAUUAUUUUUUAUUGUGAGGGUUCUUUUGUAAAACAGUAAUAAAAUAUCCUAAAUGUGUCCAAUACCUUCAAAAAA
Messenger RNA from Trichomycterus rosablanca, 7804 nucleotides. RefSeq names its product erb-b2 receptor tyrosine kinase 2 (gene erbb2). Lineage: Eukaryota; Metazoa; Chordata; Actinopteri; Siluriformes; Trichomycteridae. Gene Ontology annotation, cellular component: basal plasma membrane; plasma membrane; signaling receptor complex. The record is from RefSeq and is a predicted model, not a curated record. Gene Ontology annotation, molecular function: ATP binding; transmembrane receptor protein tyrosine kinase activity. Bases 171 to 3911 code for a protein of 1246 amino acids. Gene Ontology annotation, biological process: multicellular organism development; positive regulation of kinase activity; neuron differentiation. The transcript has 27 exons.